Molecule: messenger RNA, 252 nt
Organism: Prorocentrum cordatum
Lineage: Eukaryota; Dinophyceae; Prorocentrales; Prorocentraceae
Source: the annotation of a GenBank genome assembly
AUGCAUCACUGUAUCGCUCGGCACUGCGGCAGAGGUGCGCCGAAUGCCCAGGGAGGACCUCCGCCCGGAUGGUGGUGGCAAUUGCAGGAGGUACCCCGGAUCCCGAGCAGGCCGACGACACACCACGGCAACGAUGCGCCGCGGCAACGACACAGGCGAAGCGCGCUUGCGUGCUGGCAAGACCGCCCGCGGGAAACGCCUCUGGAUGAGAGGGGCGAAGAGAGAGAGAGAGAGAGAGAGAGAGAGAGACAG